AUGGCCGAUCUCGACAAAGUUUGCAUGGGCAGAUCUGAUCCCGCGCUUGCUAAAGCUCUUGUUGAGGACUCGAAUUCAACCAUCAAGUGGCUGGCUAGCCACGGUAUUCGCUUCCAUCUUUCAUUCAAUCGGCAAGCCUACGAGGUCGAUGGGAGGCUCAAGUUUUGGGGAGGCCUCUGUCUCAAAACAGAGGAUGGUGGUAAAAGCCUGAUCGCCGACUACCGAGCUGCCACCGAGAGAUGCAAGAUUGACGUAUCUUGGUCAACUACGCUCGUGGGAAUCCAGCAAGACCCACACAGUGAGAGCUAUCUGGUCUCCGUCAAGAUUGGAGAAAAGGACUAUGUGAUCCAGGCCACCGCCGUGAUCCUAGCAGCUGGUGGGUUUGAAGCAAAUGCUCGCAUGCGCAGCCAGUUCCUCGGCCCUGGCUGGGACCUCGCCAAGGUUCGUGGAACUCCUUACAAUACCGGCGACGGCCUUGAAGUGGCUAUGCACCAGCUUGGAGCGCAGCCCGUCGGUAACUGGUCUGGUUGCCACUCUGUUGCAUGGGAUGCCAACGCAGACGCGGAUACCGGCGACCGCAUUGCUUCCAAUGAGUACACCAAGUCCGGAUAUCCUCUCGGGUUGAUGUUGAAUAUUGAUGGUCGGCGAUUUGUCGAUGAGGGAAUCGACUUGCGAAACUAUACCUAUGCGAAGUUCGGCCGAGCAAUCCUCCAGCAGCCAGAACAUCUCGCCUUUCAGGUGUGGGACUCUCAGAUGAAGCCUUGGCUUCGAUCAGAAGAGUACCGCGAGGAGCGUGUUGAGCACAUUACUGCCGAGACACUGGAGGAACUUGCUGAAAAAUGUGGACAUCGCGGUCUCCGUGACAAGGAGGCCUUUGUUCGUACCAUCAAAGAGUACAACCAAGCUGUCUAUGCUCAUCGCCGCGAAAAUCUAUCAGCCAAAUGGGACCCCACGAUCAAGGAUGGCCUGUCUACCCAAUCCUCUCAGAAAGAACUGGCCAUCGCCAAAUCAAACUGGGCACUUCCACUGGAUCAGGCUCCAUAUCUUGCUGUCAAAGUCACCUGUGGCAUCACUUUUACAUUUGGCGGUCUUAAGGUCGACCCGCAGACAGCACAACUGAUCGACGCGUCUACUGGUCGUCCGAUUCCGGGGAUUUUCUGCGUCGGCGAGAUGCUUGGUGGUCUCUUCUACUCGAACUAUCCGGGUGGAAGUGGCCUGACAUCAGGUGCCGUAUUUGGUCGCAGGGCUGGCAAGGCAGCCUCGGCUCAUGCUGUUCGUGCUCGAACUGGAAGAUCGCAGCAAAGUGAGAGCGAGGAGGUCUUCCGCAUAACUUCGUCGACCAGCAAGCUUUGA
Molecule: messenger RNA, 1353 nt
Organism: Penicillium subrubescens
Lineage: Eukaryota; Fungi; Ascomycota; Eurotiomycetes; Eurotiales; Aspergillaceae
Exons: 1
Coding region: 1-1353 (450 amino acids)
Source: RefSeq, a predicted model, not a curated record